This is a messenger RNA of Coregonus sp. 'balchen', 5342 nucleotides long. Lineage: Eukaryota; Metazoa; Chordata; Actinopteri; Salmoniformes; Salmonidae. The record is from the annotation of a GenBank genome assembly.
AUGAGAACACUUGCUGGGGUAUGUCCUGACUACAUGGACUUUGUGAGGUGCUACUGCAGGCAUGGCCUAACAAUGUUGCUCUGCCUCCUCUCUCAGUGUGUUGUCCAUGGUGGGCCUGCUGCUCAUUGCGCUGGGUACAGGUGGUAUCAAACCAUGUGUAGCUGCUUUUGGAGGAGACCAGUUUCUGGACCACCAGGUUAGCAGAAUAACUCAGUAUUCAGAGAAUGACACCACCACUGUGUCUGUCUGUAUCUUUGUCAGUAGGCAGAUAGUUACUCAACACAACUACACUGAACAAAAAUAUAAAUGCAACAUGCAACAUUUUCAAAGAUUUUACUGAGUUACAGUUCAUAUAAGGAAAUCAGUCAAUUCAAAUAAAUUAAUUAGGCCUUAAUCUAUGGAUUUCACAUGACUGGGAAUACAGUACUCCCUGACAAAGGCCAUGCAGCCAAAAACGCGUCUGAGUUUUAAAAAAAACAUUGUUUCCAUUGAACAUGCCAUACAAAUAAAGGCAUUUUAAUUAAUUAUAUGAACAGUGCCUUGGUCCUCCUUUCUUUUUGAUGACAGAUAUGCAUCUGUUGGUCUCAGACACCUUAAAAAAAUGGUAGGGGCAUGGAUCAGAAAACCUAUCAGUAUCUGGUGUGACCACCAUUUGUCUCAUGUAGCGCGACACAUCUCCUUCGCAUAGAGUUGAUCAGGCUGUUGAUUGUGGCCUGUGGAAUGCUGUCCCACUCCUCUUCAAUGGCUGUACGAAGUUGCAGGAAAUUGGGGGUACUGGAAGACACUGUCGUACACAUCGAUCCAGAGCAUCCCAAACAUGCUCAAUGGGUGACAUGUCUGGUGAGUAUGCAGGCCAUGGAAGAACUGGGACAUUUACAACUUCCAGGAAUUGUGUACAGAUCCUUGCGACAUGGGGCCAUGCAUUAUCAUGCUGAAACAUGAGAUGAUGGCGGUGGAUAAAUGCCACCACAAUGGGCCUCAGGAUCUCAUCACUGUAUCUCUGUGCAUUCAAAUUGCCAUCAAUAAAAUGUAAUUGUGUUCGUUGUCCGUAGCUUAUGCCUGCCCAUACCAUAACCCCACUGCCACCACGGGGCACUGUUCACAACGUUGACAUCAGCAAACCGCUCUCCCACACGUCUGCCAUCUGCCUGGUACAGUUGAAACCGGGAUUCAUCCGUGAAGGUCAGACUUCUCCAGUGUGCCAGUGGCCAUCGAAGCUGAGCAUUUGCCCAUUGAAGUCGGUUAUGACGACGAACUGCAGUCAGGUCAAGACCCUGGUGAUGAUGACGAGCACGCAGAUGAGCUUCCCUGAGACGGUUUCUGACAGUUUGUACAGAAAUUAUUCGGUUGUGCAAACUCACAGUUUCAUCAACUGUCCGGGUGGCUGGUCUCAGGUGAUCCCACAGCUGAAGAAGCCAGAUGUGGAGGUCCUGGGCUGCCGUGGUUACACAUGGUCUGCGGUUGUGAGGCUGGUUGGACGUACUGCCAAGUUCUCUAAAACGAUGUUGGUUUAUGGUAAUGAAAUUAACAUUCAAUUCUCUGGCAACAGCUCUGGUGGACAUUCCUGCAGUCAGCAUGCCAAUUGCACACACCCUCAAAACCUGAGACAUUUGUGGUAUUGUGUUGUGUGACGAAAUGCACAUUUUAGAGUGCCCUUUUAAUGUCCCCAGCACAAGGUGCACCUGUGAAAUGAUCAUGCUGUUUAAUCAGCUUCUUGAUAUUCCACACCUGUUAGGUGGAUGGAUUAUCUUGGCAAAGGAGAAAUGCCCUCUAACAUCGAUGUAAACAAAUUUAUGCACAACAUUUUAGAGAAAUAUGCUUUUUGUGUGUAUGGAACAUUUCUGGGAUCUUUAUUUCAGCUCAUGAAACAUGGGACCAACAAUUUACAUGUUGUGUUUAUAUUUUUGUUCAGUUUUCAAAGCCCACAUACACUGAGGUAAACAUGUAGAAAUGUGUAAUGUAUCUCAAAUCAAAAUAAAAUAAAAUAGUAUUUGUCACAUGCGCCGAAUACAACAGGUUUACCGUGAAAUGCUUGCUUACGAGCCGUUUCCCAACAAUGCAGAGUUAAAAAGUAAGAAAAAUGUGCUCAAAUUAAAAAAGGAAAUAGUACCACAAUAAAAUAACAAAACUAUAUUCAAGCUGGACAUAUUUUUUUGCCCGCGCUACAGACUGCUAUAUCGGUCCACUAAUACAGGACUAGUAAAGGGCCAGUGCACUACUUUUGUAGUUGAUUAUUUUUAUUUCUGAUUUUUCAGGGGGACAUUUAUGCAGCACUCUCAGCACCCCUACUUCCCACGGCUAUGUAUAUGAGGAGUACCUGUACCGAGUCAAUGUGCAGGAGUACGAGGUAGUUGUGGUAAUUGAGGUAAAAUGUACAUGUACACUACCGUUCAAAAGUUUGGGGUCACUAAGAAAUGUCCUUGUUUUCGAAAGAAAAGCAUUUUUUUUGUCGAUUUAAAAUAACAUCAAAUUGAUCCGAAAUACAGUGUAGACAUUGUGAAUGUUGUAAAUGGCUAUUGUAGCUGGAAGUGGCAGAUCUUUUAUGGAAUAUCUACAUAAGCGUACAGACGCCCAUUAUCAGCAACCAUCAGUCCUGUGUUCCAAUGGCACGUUGUGUUUGCUAAUCUAAGUGUAUCAUUUAAAAAAGCUAAUUGAUCAUUAGAAAACCCUUUUGCAAUUAUGUUAGCACAGCUGAAAACUGUUGUGCUGAUUAAAGAAGCAAUAAAACUGGCCUUCUUGAAACUAGUUGAGUAUCUGGAGCAUCAACAUGGCCAGAAACAAAUAACUUUCUUCUGAAACUCAUCAGUCUAUUCUUGUUCUGAGAAAUGAAGGCUAUUCCAUGCAAAGAAAAAGCCAGAUCACAGACUGCCCAUCUUAAUAUUUUAUUUUUAUUGGCCAGUCUGAGCUAUGGCUUUUUCUUUGCAACUCUGCCUAGAAGGUCAGCAUCCCGGAGUCGCCUCUUCACUGUUGACGUUGAGACUGGUGUUUUGCGGGUACUAUUUAAUGAAGCUGCUAGUUGAGUACCUGUGAGGCAUCUGUUUCUCAAACUAGACACUCUAAUGUAUUUGUCCUCUUGCUCAGCUGUGCACCGGGGCCUCCCGCUCCUCUUUCUAUUCUGGUUAGAGCCAGUUUGCGCUGUUCUGUGAAGGGAGUAGUACACAGCAUUGUACGAGAUCUUCAGUUUCUUGGCAAUUUCUUGCAUGGAAUAGCGUUCAUUUCUCAGAACAAGAAUAGACUGACGAGUUUCAGAAGAAAGUUAUUUGUUUCUGGCCAUUUUGAGCUUGUAAUCGAACCCACAAUUGCUGGUGCUCCAGAUACUCAACUAGUCUCAAGAAGGCCAGUUUUCAGCUGUGCUAACAUAAUUGAGAAAGGGUUUUCUAAUGAUCAAUUAGCCUUUUGUUAUUAGCAUACCUCCUCUUUCUUGCUCUAUUGUUGCUUCAUUCCUCCCUCGCUUUCAACAGUUAAAUGAAAUAAGUUUCAAUGUCCUUAUCUUUAUAAUUCUAAUGACAUCCUUGAAUAAUAUAGGACUAGAAUUAGAUGUAGAAGGCUUUCUCUUCUCUUCACGAAGAUUGAAUGGUUAUGAGUCUGAAUGAAUAACUGCUAUAGCCUACCGCCAACGCGCGUUCGCUCUUCUUUCAAACUACCUUGUGAGUUAUAUUGGCUGCUGUAUUUAACAUUCAGCAAACAAGAGCUUGCAUCCCUCUUCGAAUAGUCUAUUGGUAUAAGAAAUGCAACAACAACAAAAAAUGUCCAGCAAGCUAUUCUAGUCUAGCUUUUCCUGUAUGGGACUCCAAGAGCUAAGGAGCGUUUUUUAAGGAGAGAGGCCAGCGGAGCACAGGUGCGUGCAUAUUGUGCAAGAGACGAGUUAGAAAAUAGAAGCUUAUUAUGCAUAACCCAUCAUUAAUUAGCUAAAUAUAAGGCUAAUACUGAAUUGAAUGUAUUACUUGAAAGAGGUAGGCUAGGACAUCUAUAUAUAGGGCUAUAUAUCAAUAUAGAACAGGAUUAUCUAUUUUGGAUGCAAUUUGAAUGGAGUUGAUGGAGAGAAAGACUGUGAGAAGUUCUCGCGCGUGCACUGAUUUAAAGUUAUGAUAUUCAAGUGAUAGGCUGUUUUAAAACUCUGCAGCUGCAAUUUAACAAAAUAAAUCUUUACAAUAAAAAAAUAAGGUGACCCCCAAAAGCCAGAUGGAGAUGGAUGAAUUAGACAUGCAUUCGGUCUUUAUAUUACUGUAGCAUAGACUAUGCUGCAGCAAAUGCAGGCCUAUCUGUCACAAGAAAUAAAGUUACCAUGAUGAGAUGGAUGAUAGGUCUACAUGCAUUGUGAACUGCGCUCCAUACUGAGAUGGGCUGUCUGUCCCCACCCUGAGCGUUGAUGAUUCAUCAUGCAGAGGCCGUAGAGAAGCCAGAUUUAGACAUAGCAUAUAAUUUAACAGUUCCAUUUCAUGCCAUGCUGUUCAUAUAAAUAAUGUAUCAUAAUUUGCCGGUUUCUCGCAGUUAUUUAUCACGGAAAAGGGAGUGGUUUUGGGCGGUAAAUCUCAGCAACCGGGUUCACACCAUUCAAUCCUAGUCUAUAUUUAGUAAUCUGAUAGACCCUGUGCUGAACUUGAAUCAUUUUGAUCUGCACAAAAAGAGGGGAAAGUAUAAAGUAAUCUCUUGAUUUUUUUCAGUUGUAAAAUCAUGGGUGGCCGUACUCCAAUUCACAGCAUAAUUUACCAAGCUAUAUAUCUUUCUUCAAAGGCACCGAGCAACAUGAAGGCAGUGCUGCAAGCAGGCUGGCUGUUCACUGUAGCUAUUGGCAACUUUAUAAUAAUAUGCCAUUUAGCAGACGCUUUUAUCCAAAGCGACUUACAGUCAUGCGUGCAUACAUGUUUGUUUUUUUUGUGUAUGGGUGGUCCCGGGGAUCGAACCCACUACCUUGGCGUUACAAGCGCCGUGCUCUACCAGCUGAGCUACAGAGGACCACAACUUUAUUGUCCUUAUUGUGGCUGAGAUUGCACAGAUCGAAUAACAGGUACAGUGCCACUAACCUACAUUCUACAGAUGACUCUCUCAUAACACUCAUAGCACUCCUGCAGCACGUGGUCUGUGUAUAGGGCGAGCCAGCCCUGACUCUAUGGGUGAAAGAGUUGAAGUCUUCAGUGUCCAUUAUUCAAACCUCAAGGGCCAGAUCUGUUGAGGUAAAUAUGUGACGUGUCAAAUCUUUGUGUUCUUUCCUCCUACAGUGGGCAGAGUUUGUCCUCUUCGCCUCCCUCCUAGUGGCAGUAUGUGUCAUCUUCUCCAUCAUGGCCUAUUUCUAUACCUACAUGGACCCUGCAGAGAUCGAGGCCCAGUUCAGGGACAAAGGC